This is a messenger RNA of Solanum lycopersicum (tomato), 3509 nucleotides long. RefSeq lists its product as uncharacterized. Lineage: Eukaryota; Viridiplantae; Streptophyta; Magnoliopsida; Solanales; Solanaceae. The record is from RefSeq and is a predicted model, not a curated record.
AAACGUUUUUUAUUUCAUAAAUUAUUUUUCUAUCUUAUAAUACCCUCGCUAUUUUCUAUUCCUAUUAACUGUCGACAAUCUGUGGCUAGAUUAUUUCAUGUUUCAAACCUUUCUCUUUACUUUAUUGAUAUUUAAUUAUAAAACUUUUAAACUAUACCGAUUAUAUAUCAACUGUGAAUUUUAAAAUUCACUUUUAAACAAAUACAACAUUUUGAAAAAUUAAGCAGUAUCAAUAUCAUCAAAUCCAAAUUAUUCCCCUUGCAUAUUAUAUUCAGUAUAUCUACACUAAUUUCUCAUUCAAAUUUUGAAUUUCCAAACUUAGAGAAUUGCUUAAUUUCCAGUUGAUUUGAUUAUUAAAAAUGUAUGUCACAACUCACAAUGAAUAAGAACAAUAAAUUGGAAAAAAGAACAAUAGAAAGUAGCUUUAAUCAAAUAAAAAUUAUAAUCAUUAGUACAUACUUUAGCUUUGAAGAUUCCUUUAGUUGCAUAUUACCAGACUUUUGAGCCUUAAUAUUUUUCGUUUCCAAAUUCCAACUUGCCCAUGAUGACUACAUAGUUAGGUUUAAAGAAUAAUCUCAUGAAGAGAUUAAAUCAGUGGUGUAGUCAUAUAAAGUCAAUUUAUGAAUAUUUAUUAUUGAAAAAUACAUUAUAUAUAUAAAUAAAAUUAUAUACAACAUAUAGGAAUAGAAUUUUUUUUUUUAAAAUUCACCAUUAAUUAGGAUAAUAUUUUUGUAAUAUAAAUCUUUUCUUCUUUAUGAAAUCCCUCGGAAGAUGAGUUUCAUUAGUAAGCAAUCACACAAUAUCAGUAAUAUUUGAACAACUUUUAGAAUAUUAAAAUUUUUUACUACUCUGUCCCAAUUUAGAUGAACAUAUUACUAUAAAUUACUUGAAUAUUUACUGAAUCGGAAAAAAUUAAUUAUUAUUUUUUCAUUUUAUCCUUAUAAUUAAAGUUUAAACAAAAUUAGAAAAUCUAAGCAAAUUUUAAGAGGCUAAUCAAAAUAAUAAAAUUGAUCAAUUUAUUCAAAUUACUUAAUCAUCAUAUAAUUAGACGAAAGGAAUAAUAGUUAGGAAAUAGAAUCUAAAGAAAAUCUACGUAAUUGUCUCAAUAUGUUUUCAUAUAUAUACAAGCAACCAAUGAAAAUCCUUCUAAAUGAAAAACAAAGAAAAUAAACCUUUACUCCUAACAUUUAAUAUGACGAGAGAAUCUUAUCAAAAUCUACUUGAUUGUCUCAAUAGUGUUUUCAUAUCACUACUUUUGCUUAUAACAUUUUGUAAUUCGAAAGCAUGGUUGAUGUAGUAUUCAAAACACUUAUAUAUCACUCUUGCGUAGAGAUUAUAUUUUUUUUCUGUAUAAUUUAAAUUUCAACACGAUCAAUGUAGAAUUCAUUGAUCACCCAUGUAUAGUGUGUACAUAGAAAUUAGGGUUUCUUUUUGGUUUUAUAUAACAUGUGUUAGCAAAAAUUUCUUCCCUUCUUAUACCAUAAUUUUUUUUUAAUCUUAUCGAUUUAUAAUAUUUAAUUUUAUUCAUCUAUUUUCCUUUCACCAUCCAAGACUGAAAUAACAGGUCCAAAAUUUUACCUGGGCCCCGGAGUCACCCCUAAUAAUCCCCACGCGUCCGAAUGCCAUAGCCUUAUUAACUAUAACAAUUCUCAUAAUAGCGCGUUCUCUUCGCUCACUAGAGAUCAAUUAUUUUUUCUGUCUUAAUUUAUAUGAUAUUUUUUUUUAUAUUCAAAUAAUUUAAAUUUAAUUAUUUAUAUAAAAUCUUUAAUUUUUUUAAAAUGAAACAUACAUAUUUAUAAAUUAUUAAAAAAAUAUUAUAAAUUAUAAUAACUAAUAAUUUAAAAUAUUUUUAAAAUUCGCGAAAAACUUAAAAUAAAAAUGUGGCACUCUUUGAUAUGGUGGUGACAUUUGAAAGGAAAUAAAACUUUUAAAAUUUGUAAUUUAGAAUUAUUUUAUUAAGGCUAGGUGGUCUAUGAGAAAAAUAUUUAAUUUUUUUUUUUAAAUCAAAUUAAAAUGUAAGAGAAUAUAAUGAUUCUCACGGAGCGAGCAAGGAGCGUGAGAGGUAACAAUUCUAGCAGUUGACACGCGUCCAGUAAUUGAAACCUCCCACCAAAAAGUAAUUCACCACUUUGGUCCUCACAACUUAGAAGGUACAUAACGUGGCACCUUUUUUGUCUCAGUGCAAUAUACGUGUCCACCUUCUUAUUGGAUUAUCCCUUCACACCAAUCAGGACACCCAAUUUCCCUGGAUACGCUACUUUAUCACUGGACCCACCUAAUCACUCUGCACCAAUCAUAUCUCUUCACUAUUCUACAUUUGCCCUAGACACGUGCCCUUCCUUCGCCCCUAGCACUGUGCUGUAACUAUGAUAAUCUGCUCGGCAACCGGUCAAAUUUCAUUUUAUCAGUCUAAAAUAACCUCCUGGAGAAACCUCCUCAGCUUUGAUGGACGGUGGAAAUGGUUUUCCAGCAGCUAAGUACGCCGGUGGAAAAAACGAUACCACGAUAAUGAACCGGAUAAUGCUAAGAUUCCGUCCGAUCGCACCGAAACCUGUCGCCGGAGGUUCAUCGGAUGGAUCUACACCGGAAAAUAACAACAUGGAACUUGUUACCAAAAGAAGAGCGAAGAGAAAGUACGUUAGAGUUAAGAAAAGUAGCAAGUGCAAGUCUAACAAAGAAGACGAAGCAAAUAAAGACGGAUCUUCAUUGUAUGAGGAUAACGGAGCUGGUAUAACUCUACAGCUGAUGCCGCAAAGCAGUAGCGGCGUCCGAAAUAGUCUAGAAAAUUCUGGAUCUCGACCUUUCUGGAUGAAUUUUCAGAAAUCGGAGAACAGUGAGAUUUUUCCCGUAGGAUCAGAUCAGAUAGAUCGGACGGUUGAGAUGCAGAAGAAAAGAGUGGUGGAGUCAUGGGUGAUGGUAGACCAGAUAACAAACGCGUUGGUAGACGGAGAAGCGUUAGGUAGUACGGAUACAGAGAAGAUGAAGAAUCUGGAGGCUGACACGUGUCCAGGGUUGAUAUCAGACGGUUUAGAUAGAGUUCGGUGGGUGAAUCUGGCGUACCGGAGAAUGGUUGAUCCUCUAGAAGGUUCCGGAAAUUCGCCGGAGCUGGUGACGUGGCUGGUAGUGAAGGAGAAAAUAUUGUUGCCUAACUCAUCAGCUUUUGCAUGCACUGUGAGGAUACUGUACACCAAAAACUCACAGACAAUGCCAUGUGAUGUAUGGAAGAUGGAAUUUGGAGGAUUUGCAUGGAGACUUGAUGCUAAAGCUGCUCUUAGAUUGGGUCGUUAAUGAAGAAGCAACUAUCAGGUAAUUAAAUUACCUAAAUACCUUAUUAUAUAAUGCUAAAUAAUUAUUAUUGGUGAUUGUGCUUCUUUUGUGCAUAAAAUCUUGCGCAAAAGGGGGGAUUUGCGAGCACUUCUUGUGUAAUCUCUACUUAUAAAUUGUAAAAAGAGUUUGUUGAGAUCGUGAAAAUUCUGAAACCUAAUGACUUGAUUUUGCUUGAUUAUGUU